UAUUGUAUAAACAGAUUUGAUCUAUCUAACUAUAUGACAGAACUGGAUCUCCAUCCGUAUUAUAGAAAUAUGAUGAUGGUCAAGUGGUAUUUGGCAAGUACCUAUCUUGGUACCUAACUUGAAUAAUUCAAGUGAGAACUAAGCCUGAUACGGUAUAGCGCGGCAUAUCGCUCUCAACAAGCUGUUCCUAUUCCAUCCGAAAAAAAAGUUGGGAGAAGAACCGCGAUUUUGAUAGCAACUCCAAAAAAAAAGGCUGACGGUAAAAAAUCGCUCUUCAAAUCCUCCCUCCCCCCCCAUUAUUAACCGCCGUCACCAACUAUACCCCUUCGCCAACCACGGUCACUUCUGAUCGGCUGGGAUUUCGGGUUCAAUUCCAUUAUAUUCCUCUUCAUCAGUACAAUCUCUCAGAAUGUCGCGAUACUUGCGUCCGGCGGCUAGGUUAGCUGCCUCUGUACGCACUGCCGCAGUUCCCCGAGUUGCUCCCCGGUUUACUCCCGCCUCUUUCGCCAUUUCUCAACGAAGAACGUUCGCGGAUAUAAAAGGUGUUAAGGAGUAUACUGUCCGUGACGCCCUCAACGAGGCUAUGGCCGAAGAGCUCGAAGCCAAUGAGAAGGUCUUCAUCAUGGGCGAGGAAGUUGCCCAGUACAAUGGCGCAUACAAGGUUACGAAGGGACUGUUAGAUCGCUUCGGAGAGAAGAGAGUUAUUGAUACCCCGAUUACGGAAAGCGGUUUCUGUGGUUUGGCCGUUGGUGCCGCGCUGGCCGGCUUGAUUCCUAUCUGCGAGUUCAUGACCUUCAACUUUGCUAUGCAGGCUAUCGAUCAAAUCGUUAACAGUGCUGCCAAGACGCUCUACAUGUCCGGUGGUAUUCAGCCCUGUAACAUCACAUUCCGUGGCCCUAACGGCUUUGCCGCCGGUGUCGCCGCUCAGCACUCUCAAGACUACAGCGCUUGGUACGGAUCUAUUCCCGGUCUUAAGGUUGUCGCCCCCUGGUCCGCCGAAGACGCCAAGGGACUUCUAAAGGCUGCUAUCCGCGACCCCAACCCCGUCGUCUUCCUUGAGAACGAACUUAUGUACGGUGUCUCUUUCCCAAUGUCCGAGGCCGCCCAAAAGGACGACUUUGUUCUUCCCUUCGGCAAGGCUAAGGUCGAGCGCGAGGGCAAGGACCUGACUCUGGUCUCUCUUUCCCGUACCGUUGGUCAGUGCAUGGUUGCGGCCGAGGCCCUCAAGAAGAACUACGGUGUGGAUGUGGAAGUUAUCAACCUGCGAUCGGUCAAGCCCCUAGAUAUCGAGACCAUCGUAAAGUCUGUUAAGAAGACCCACCGACUGAUUUCUGUCGAGUCCGGCUUCCCGUUCGCCGGUAUGGGCGCCGAAAUUCUCGCCACGACCAUGGAGUACGCUUUUGAUUACCUCGACACGCCCGCCCAGCGAAUCACCGGUGCCGAAGUUCCCACGCCGUACGCGCAAGGCCUCGAGCGGAUGAGCUUCCCCACCGAAGAACUCAUCGAGAAGUUUACCGCGAAGGUGCUACGUGUAUAAAGCAUGGGGACGAGAUGGGAUGGAUGAAACGAAGGGAAAACCAUAGAAAGAGGAGUUUGAGGCAUGAGCAAUGUACAAUAUUAAUCAUUUAAUGCCUGGACGAACUGUCACCCCGGAUUAGGUGUUUCGAAAAUGGCGGAAUCAUUCCCACGACGAAAUGGAUAUAUUGAUUUACACCAUGUUCUCUC
Messenger RNA from Daldinia caldariorum, 1725 nucleotides. RefSeq names its product pyruvate dehydrogenase E1 component beta subunit mitochondrial precursor. Lineage: Eukaryota; Fungi; Ascomycota; Sordariomycetes; Xylariales; Hypoxylaceae. Bases 410 to 1537 code for a protein of 375 amino acids. The record is from RefSeq and is a predicted model, not a curated record. Gene Ontology annotation, molecular function: pyruvate dehydrogenase (acetyl-transferring) activity. The transcript has 3 exons. Gene Ontology annotation, biological process: pyruvate decarboxylation to acetyl-CoA.